This is a messenger RNA of Owenia fusiformis, 2674 nucleotides long. NCBI's taxonomy places the organism in Eukaryota, Metazoa, Annelida, Polychaeta, Sabellida, Oweniidae. The record is from the annotation of a GenBank genome assembly.
AGCAUUGAAUGUCUAUAAGGUAUCGGAUAGUGGGAAAACUUUGCUAUGGAGCAGGUCAGAAAACAAGGGAAAUGUGUGGCUUAAAACUGAUAUUGUCUUACCACCCGGAGCAUACACUGUUGUUUUCGAGGGGGUUGUUGGACCUGGUGCACGUGGGGACAUUGCUGUUGACGAUAUUCUGAUUCUGCCUCAAGAUGAUUUCUUGUUGUCAUGUGGUUUCACAAAUGGAGUAUGUGGAUUUUCAAAUGACAAGACAGGGGACUUCACUUGGACACGUAUCAGCGGGGCAACACCCAGUGGAGAUACAGGACCAACAAAUGAUCAUACACUUGGAACUGAAGAUGGACACUACAUGUACAUUGAAGCUACUGAUCAGGAUGCAAAUGACACAGCUAGGCUGUCUCGUGUAGUGGUUCCUGUGCAACACUCGGACAGCAAUCUCCUUGUGCAAUUUUACUAUCACAUGUAUGGAAGCGAUGUGUAUAAGUUAUGUGUUUAUGCCAAAACUGAUUCGAAUAUGAAGCCAGUCUGGAAAAAAUUAUAUAACCAGGGAAACCAAUGGCACUUGGCUCAAUUUACCCUGCCGUCUGGGACGUUCACACUUGUGUUUGAAGGAGUUGUUGGGGGCAGCUUUAGGGGCGACAUUGCAUUUGAUGACGUAUUCAUUGUUCCCGGUGGAAGUAGUGACGUUUGUGUGAACAACCAAUGCGAUCCUGCAAAUUUCAUUUUACCGGAACUACCAGACACUCCACCCGCUAAUGACGUUCCUUCUGGAGGAAAUGACGCUACCAAUAACAAGACAAUAUUUAGAUGCACAUUCGAAAAGGGAAUUUGUGGAUUCCAAGAUGACCCAUCAGCCGAGUUCAGAUGGACAUUACAUGCUGGGGAAACAAAGACUACGUUCACAGGGCCCCCUGCUGAUCACACUUUGAAUUCGCUGACAGGUCACUAUUUGUACAUUGAGGUGUCUGAUCCUGUAAAAAAUGGUGACAAGGCGAGAAUUAUCAGUGAAGUGUUAGCUGUUGGAGGACCCAGACUACUUACGUUCUACUACCAUAUGUAUGGUAGAGAUGUUGGUACACUUAAUGUGUACAUACGAGCACCUGGACAGGAGCCACAGUUGUUAUGGUCUAGGACUGGUGAGCAAGAUCCCCUCGAACCACGAGGCUCUCGAUGGCUACAAGCGCAUACAAUGAUACCAAGUGGGAGUUACCAGCUUAUAUUUGAAGCAAAUAAGGCAGGAGGAUAUGCUGGGGACAUAGCUAUCGAUGAUAUCUAUUAACAGAUAUGAUGAUGCUUUUGCUGCAUGUGAUUUCGAGCUGGAUAUAUGUGAUUUUCAACAUGAUGAUUCAGCGCAGUUUAGAUGGACUCGACAUAAAGGCUCUACUCCUACUGGUGGAACUGGUCCUUCAGUUGAUCAUUCUUUGGCUACAGAAAUGGGACAUUACGUGUUUAUCGAAACGUCAGAUCCCCAGAAACAAGGCCAUUCAGCAAGACUGACAUCCAGGCCAUUGUCUGGGGACAACUCCUACCUCCUUAGUUUCUAUUAUCACAUGUUUGGGGCCAGCAUUGACCUACUUACUGUUUACCAGAAAAUGGGAUCGAGACUAAUGCCCAUAUGGUCAAAAUCAGGUAACCAUGGUGAUAAAUGGUUAAAUGCCGGAUUAGCUCUCCCUGCGAUGAGAGGAGUAUCAUACUCUGUGGUUUUCGAAGGCAGGCGUGGAUCUAACUACACAGGAGACAUUGCUCUUGAUGACAUCGUUAUCAUAGCGGAUGUGUUGAACGAUGAGGGAACUGAACAAACAACUCGAAGAACAACAACUAGUCGUCCAACAAUAAGUACGACGUUGAGAAGAACCACAACAGACAGACCAAUUACCACGGCUGUCACUACUGAACCCUUAGGUGGCGAUGCGUUACCAUCCUUCUUCUGUGACUUUGAUGAUGGGAUAUGUAAUAUGUCGAUUGAGACAAAUGUAGAAUAUGUUUGGCUGAGACAGAAAGGAAGAACUUCAACAGGGGAAACUGGUCCAAGUGGGGAUAGACAAGAUCCUACAAAUGGUCAUUACCUAUAUGCUGAGUCCUCAGACCCUGUGAGUCCAGGAGACAGGGCACGAGUAAGCACUCCAUUAUUAGAUAUAUUCGAGGGUGAUACUCUACAGUUCUAUUACAACAUGAAUGGGGUAGACAUAGGAACACUUAGUGUGGAUAUAAGGGAAAAUGGUAUUCAAACACGUCGUGUAUGGUCCCGAUCAGGUGGUGACCGAGGGGAUAAUUGGAUACGGGCCUUCGUCAGUUUGCCAGCUGGUCAAUACGAAAUAACGUUUGAAGCGGUCAGGGGUCAAGGUUACAGAGGUGAUAUUGCCAUUGAUGAUAUAGUAGUAUUCACACAAGGUGGCGCUGAUCCGGGCCCCCCUACUACACAGCCCUCUGGUAUUCUAACAUCAAUUGGGCCUUCAUUUGAUUCCAUCAUAUGUAGUUUUCAAUUUGGUAUAUGUAAUUUGAUUGACGAUCCCGACGCUGAUUUUGUGUGGACCAGGGGUAAAGGGUCAACACCUACUGGUGGAACUGGGCCAGAUGCAGAUCGAUUCGGAAAUAAGAAUGGAUAUUAUAUGUACACCGAGGCAUCGGAUCCCAGACAACAGGGAGACACAGCGAGACUAAUUACUCCAGA